Molecule: messenger RNA, 1623 nt
Organism: Penicillium angulare
Lineage: Eukaryota; Fungi; Ascomycota; Eurotiomycetes; Eurotiales; Aspergillaceae
Product: putative C2H2 finger domain protein
Exons: 2
Coding region: 1-1623 (540 amino acids)
Cellular component (GO): cytoplasm
Molecular function (GO): nucleic acid binding; zinc ion binding
Source: RefSeq, a predicted model, not a curated record
AUGGGUCAGUCUCAGUCCGCGGGCUCGAAAGACCCGGAAUCACAAUCGUCAGAUCGAAAAACGGAUUAUUAUGAACUAUUGAAUGUGACACCUACUGCCACAGAUGAAGAAAUCAAGAAAGCUUAUCGCAAGAGGGCCUUGGAGCUGCAUCCUGAUCGAAAUUAUGGGAAUGUAGAGGAAGCCACCCAGAAGUUUGCCGAAAUUCAAACCGCAUACGAAGUCCUUGCAGAUCCGCAAGAACGUGCAUGGUAUGACUCCCACAGUGAUGCCUUCUUGGGGACUGGUGGGGGCUCUGAGGGGGCUCCGCAUUCAUACAAUGUCCGAAUGACAACUGCAGACGAGGUCCUCAAGGUUUUUUCGCAAUUCAGCCCUCGCAUGGAGUUCUCCGACUCCCCGACAGGGUUCUUUGGUGGCCUUCGAGAACAAUUCACCAAGCUGGCCUUAGAGGAGCGGCAGGCAUGCCAGUGGGAAGGUCUGGAUGAGGUGGACUAUCCAUCAUUUGGAGGUCGCAAUGACCAUUUUGAGACCGUGGUCCGCCCAUUUUACAACGCCUGGGCUGGGUUCUCAACUCGAAAAUCGUUUGCUUGGAGAGAUACCUACCGCUACUCCGAGGCCCCAGAUCGCCGUGUGCGACGCUUAAUGGAGAAGGAGAAUCGGCGUCUUCGAGAUGAGGGAACCCGUGAAUUCAAUGACGCGGUUAGGUCUCUGGUAGCUUUUGUAAAGAAACGAGAUCCACGAUACCAGGCAAAUGCGCAGAACGAGGCUCAACGCCAAGAAACACUUCGUCAGUCGGCGGCUGCCCAGGCUGCCCGAUCUCGAGCCAUGAAUCAGGCCAAGCUGCGUGAGCAUGUUGUUCCCGAGUGGGCGCGAUCCGAAGAGCCUACGGUCGAGGAAGAGGAGAGCUCUGAAAGCGAGGUCGAAAAUUUCGAAUGUGUGGUGUGCAACAAGACUUUCAAAAGUCAAAAUCAAUUCGAAGCCCAUGAACGAAGCAAAAAACAUUUGAAGGCGUUCAAGCAGCUAUGUCGUGAAAUGCGAGCGCAGAAUGAAGAUCUAGACUUGGAACCAGCUACCUAUUCUGCCACGCCCGAUACAGCAGCUUUGAGUGAGGAUGAUAAUACUAGUCUUAAGCCAACCUCCCUCGAGGAACGAUUGGGAAGUCCGAUCGCCGGGGAUAUCAAGAACGGUCUGCUUGACGAGCCUGCGCGAACGUUCGCCUCUGAUUUGGAGGAGAACACUCGUGAUUCCCGCAUCCCUUCCUCUGCCCAGGAUUCUGACUCGGAACCUGCUUCAUCACAUUCGGCCCAUGAUGAUGACUACGCUUCCAGGGAGGUCAUUCAAACAAGACUUCACUCCCAUGAUGAAUCCUCGCAAGACGACUCCAUCGUUGAAUUGACUGAACAAUUAUCAGCCUCUGGGCUUGAUGAUCCGGCUGCCCCUCGAGUGGGAAAGGCCAAGCAGAAACGGGCUAAGAAAGCGGCCCAGGGUAGUGAGCAAGCUGGCUUUCCUUGUGCAAACUGUAGUGCGAUAUUUCCCUCCAGGACGAAGCUGUUUACUCAUAUCAAAGAAAACCCAACGCAUGCGCAGCUCAUCAAGACUACAAAGACCAAAAACAAAAGGCGGUGA